Eurypyga helias (sunbittern) is the source of this 1380-nucleotide messenger RNA. RefSeq names its product v-ets avian erythroblastosis virus E26 oncogene homolog 1 (gene ETS1). Gene Ontology annotation, cellular component: nucleus. Gene Ontology annotation, biological process: cell differentiation; regulation of transcription by RNA polymerase II. Gene Ontology annotation, molecular function: sequence-specific DNA binding; DNA-binding transcription factor activity, RNA polymerase II-specific. The transcript has 10 exons. The record is from RefSeq and is a predicted model, not a curated record. Lineage: Eukaryota; Metazoa; Chordata; Aves; Eurypygiformes; Eurypygidae. The coding region runs from base 1 to 1380 and encodes 459 amino acids.
AUGGCUGGCCUUGCAGGGCUCCCAGCCCAGCCCGAAGAGAACGAGGAAUUUCAAGAGGCUUCUGGACCCAGGCAGGAGCAUCUCCCGACGCUGGAGCACUGUCUUUCAGAUAUGGAAUGUGCCGAUGUGCCUUUAUUAACUCCCAGCAGCAAAGAAAUGAUGUCUCAGGCACUGAAAGCCACCUUCAGCGGCUUCGCAAAAGAGCAGCAGCGGCUGGGAAUCCCCAAAGAUCCCCAGCAGUGGACGGAGACGCACGUGCGGGACUGGGUGAUGUGGGCGGUGAACGAGUUUAGCCUGAAGGGAGUGGAUUUCCAGAAGUUUUGCAUGAACGGAGCUGCCCUCUGCGCCCUGGGCAAGGAGUGCUUCCUGGAGUUAGCACCUGACUUUGUGGGAGAUAUCCUUUGGGAACAUCUGGAGAUCUUGCAGAAAGAAGAGGUAAAACCGUACCCAGCAAAUGGAGUGAAUACAACAUAUCCAGAAUCCCGCUAUACUUCAGACUACUUCAUUAGUUACGGCAUCGAGCAUGCACAGUGUGUGCCUCCCUCCGAGUUCUCCGAGCCCAGCUUCAUCACAGAGUCCUACCAGACCCUCCAUCCCAUCAGCUCAGAAGAGCUCCUGUCCCUCAAGUACGAGAACGACUAUCCCUCGGUCAUCCUGCGUGACCCAGUCCAGACGGAAUCCCUUCAGACAGACUACUUCACGAUCAAGCAAGAAGUAGUAACGCCAGACAACAUGUGCAUGGGACGUGCCAGUCGAGGUAAACUGGGCGGCCAGGACUCCUUUGAGAGCAUAGAGAGCUACGACAGCUGCGAUCGCCUGACGCAGUCCUGGAGCAGCCAGUCCUCCUUCCAGAGCCUGCAGCGCGUCCCCUCCUACGACAGCUUCGACUCGGAGGACUACCCCACCGCCCUGCCCAACCACAAGCCCAAGGGCACCUUCAAGGACUAUGUUCGAGAUCGGGCCGAUAUGAACAAGGACAAGCCUGUCAUUCCUACACAGGUAGGUGAGCCCCUCCGGCGGGCACUAUUCUUAGCAGCCUUCACGGGCAGUGGACCCAUCCAACUGUGGCAAUUCCUUCUGGAACUGCUCACUGACAAGUCCUGUCAGUCCUUCAUCAGCUGGACGGGCGAUGGCUGGGAAUUCAAACUUUCCGACCCAGACGAGGUGGCCAGGCGAUGGGGCAAGAGGAAAAACAAACCCAAGAUGAACUACGAGAAGCUGAGCCGCGGCUUACGCUACUACUACGACAAGAACAUCAUCCACAAGACGGCUGGGAAACGCUACGUCUACCGUUUCGUCUGCGACCUGCAGAGCCUCCUGGGCUACACGCCCGAGGAGCUCCACGCCAUGCUGGACGUCAAGCCAGACGCUGACGAGUGA